Molecule: messenger RNA, 5844 nt
Organism: Pteropus alecto (black flying fox)
Lineage: Eukaryota; Metazoa; Chordata; Mammalia; Chiroptera; Pteropodidae
Gene: NEK11
Product: NIMA related kinase 11
Exons: 14
Coding region: 237-1757 (506 amino acids)
Biological process (GO): protein phosphorylation
Molecular function (GO): ATP binding; protein kinase activity
Source: RefSeq, a predicted model, not a curated record
CAUUGCCCAACAGCCGUGGCCGGGGUGGUCCUGGAACUCGGAGGGUCCUGGAGGCCUGCCCACCGUACGUCCCGCUUACGGGCCGGACUCUGGGCAUACCCUGGCGCCGCCGCUCCUCCGCCCUCCACCUCGAAAGGCAUUAACUGAUGCUACUUGGAUGAAUUUGACCAUCUCCUAGGAGACUUGAAUGUUAAGUUUCUGUAAACAAAGAAACCAGUUCUCUCAUAUUUGGAGCAAUGCUGAAAUUCCAAGAGGCUGCUAAGUAUUUGAGUGGAUCGGUAGCUGUUUCCACUUAUCCAAAGACCUUGAUUGCAAGAAGAUAUGUGCUUCAACAGAAACUUGGCAGUGGAAGUUUUGGAACUGUCUAUCUGGUUUCAGACAAGAAAGCCAAACAAGGAGAGGAAUUGAAGGUACUGAAGGAAAUCUCUGUUGGAGGACUCAAUCCAAAUGAGACCGUGCAGGCCAGUUUGGAGGCCCAGCUCCUUUCCAAGCUGGACCACCCAGCCAUUGUCAAGUUCCACUCAAGCUUUGUGGAACAAGAUAAUUUCUGCAUUAUCACAGAGUACUGUGAGGGCCGAGAUCUGGACUAUAAAAUUCAAGAAUAUAAAGAAGCUGGAAGAACUUUCCCAGAAGAUCAAAUAAUAGAAUGGUUUGUCCAGCUGUUGCUGGGAGUUGACUACAUGCAUGAAAGGAGGAUACUUCACCGAGACUUGAAAUCAAAGAAUAUAUUUCUGAAGAAUAAUCUACUUAAAAUUGGAGAUUUUGGAGUUUCUCGACUUCUGAUGGGAUCCUGUGAUCUAGCCACCACUUUAACUGGAACUCCCCAUUAUAUGAGUCCGGAAGCUCUGAAACACCAAGGCUAUGACACAAAGUCAGACAUCUGGUCACUGGCAUGCAUUUUAUAUGAGAUGUGCUGCAUGAAUCAUGCAUUCACUGGCUCCAAUUUCUUGGCCAUUGUUUUAAAAAUCGUUGAAGGCGACACUCCUUCUCUCCCUAAGAGAUAUCCCAAAGAACUGAAUGCCAUCAUGGAACGCAUGUUGAACAAGAAUCCUUCAUUGAGGCCGUCUGCUAUAGAAAUUUUAAAAAUCCCUUACAUUGAUGAACAACUACAGCACCUAAUGUGUAGAUAUUCUGAAAUGACUCUGGAAGACAAGAAUUUGAAUUGUCAGAAGGAGGCUGCUCAUAUAAUUAAUGCCAUGCAAAAAAAGAUUCACCUACAGACUCUGCGGGCGCUCUCUGAAGUGCAAAAAAUGACACCGAGAGAAAGGAUGCGGCUCAGGAAGCUCCAGGCAGCUGAUGAGAAAGCCAAGAAACUGAAAAAGCUUGUAGAAGAAAAAUAUGAAGAAAAUAACAAACGAAUGCAAGAAUUGAGAUCUCGGAACUUUCAGCAGCUAACUGUUGAUGUACUCCAUGAAAAAAAGCAUUUAAUGGGAAUGGAAGAAAAGGAGGAGCAACCUGAGGAAAGCCUUUCUUGUUCACCCCAGGAGGAGGAUGAAGAGAGAAAGCCAGGCAGAGAAGAGGAAUUUGAUGACUCGACUUCAGAGAACCUGCCUGAGUCUCAGCUUAUUUCUUCCCUGGACCUCAGCGUGCUUGAGUCAAGUGUAGAGGACACGAUAGCUGACCUUGGAGAUCACGAAAAGAAAACAUCUACUGACUCUACAAUUCCACUUAUAGAUAGUUACCUAAGAGAAAUGAUAAUAUGUCUACAAGAGAUCUGUAUACAGCUGUUCUUAGCAGUUUUAUUCAGAGUACCUUAGAAACAAUUCAAGUGUCAGUCAAUAGGUAGAUGUAAUGUAAUACUACGUGGCAAUGUUAAGGAAUAAAUCCACACAGUAAUACGGAUGAGUAUCAAAACCAUUAUGCUGGGUGAAAGAAGCCUCAGAAAAAAGAAUACAUAUUGCAUGAUUUCAUUUUUAUUAAGUUCUAGAAUGAGCAGCACUUGUCUAUAGUGGUGUAAAUGAGGCCAGUGUUGCCUGGGGGUCAUGGUGGUGGGAAUUGACCCCAAACGUUCACAAGGGAAACUUUUUUGGUGAUGGAAAAGUUCGAUACCUUGGUCAUGGUGAUAGUUACCCAGGUCUGUAAUUUGUCAAAACUCAUUCAACUCUCUACUUUAAAUGAGUGCAUUUUAUUGUCUAUAAAUUCUACCUCAAUAAAGUUGACAAAUAAAAAACACAGAUAAGAUAUCCAGAAAAAAAAAAGAAAGGAAAAAGAACACAUCACGAAUAAUGCCCAUCGGUCUUUGUUUUAGCUAACAAGUGGCUGAGCGAGACUUUGGGUGAAGUUGUUGAGAUAAAGAACAAGUAGGAAGGUCUCUAGAUGCUACUUGGAACACAAAGUUCUUAGUCCUGAAAACAAUCAUGGGGUUUUCUUCUGAUGUUAACUGAACAUCAUUGUCUUCCACAGUGAGUGCUCACAAUGUUUUGGGGCUUCUCUCAGGAGGAAAAUUGGCUAUUGAAAGAUGCGGGGCUGGCAUCCCACGUUGCCUCUCUUCAGUCUUUAUAGUGGGAGGGCUCGCUCUGGCGCAGCAGGAGACCACACCAGCAGGUCCCAUGAAAGCAGCCUGUGCGCAAAAGAACGAAGAGUGAUAGCCCAGACUCCAAACCCCAGCCCAGACAGAGAAGCCAGUGAAGCUGCCUGGCUCGUUGGUCCUCAGGAAAGACCAAAUCUGUAUUCCUAGAUGUCCCAUCUCUUUCAGAGCUUUAGAUGUCUUAAAGACUUGAUUUAGAAAUAUAAAUGGAUGGUGGUUUUGUCUCAUAUUUUUGUCACAUGUUCCACUGAGUUCUUUUUGUGUUUCCACCUGACUCCCAUAUUUACUCUUGCAGUCACUCCCUAAUUUUCUGAGCUCCAGAGGAUAAUUAGAAUGAAUCUAAUAUUGAAUGAAGAUACACUGAUUCUCCACCCUGAGGCAUAUUUAAUAAUUUAGAGUGUUCCUUCUGCAUGACAAGCUGGGUAGGUGCCUCUAACUGGAAUUUAAAAGAUUAUAUCUAAUAUGAAAAAUUAAAGGGGAUGCAGAAAAACACCUGCCCAACCAGACACUUUGCUGUUGUGUCCUAAGCAGUCAUAAUAGAAAUAAGAGGAAAAUCAGUCCCCAGAACAUCAGUUAUUCAUAAAGAAAGUCAGCACCCAUGGACCACUCAAAAUAAGUUUCUCACUUCAGAAAGUUGUAUGUGAUUCCAGGGUCCAUCCCUUAACUAAAUAUAAAUUAUAUGGUAAUUAUUAAACUGAAGGUGCUGCUAGUUGGGCAGAGAGCAUCCUUAAGUGGCCUUGCUUGGCCUGUCACGUUCAGGUUUGGAAUUAAUCGAUUAAACAGAAAAUUAAAUAAGCAUCAAUCAUGGCUUUAAAGUAGAAUACAAAACACAAUAGACUAAAACCUCAUGUAACACGCGCUGCAGACAGCAUUUUGGACAUAGUGUGGUAUGGUUUCCCUUUAGUUGAUGAAAUUAUUUUCCAUGUGCGCAAGUUUCACAGUUGUACUCAGGGUUCAUGCGCCCAUCACCUGGAAUGCAUCCUCACGAUGCUCGAAGGAAGCUAAACUGCCUUUGAAAAUGAACACGGCUGUGUUAGACAGUGUCUGCUUCCAGUCAAAUAGCCAUCUUUGAUUCAUAUGCUAAUUUGUUGUUGAAGUGAUUGAAAUGUUUUGCUUUGGUGUUUAGGCCAGACUUUAAUUUAGGUGAUAGGGACUUUACUUUGUCCUCUCUGAUCUUUGUAAAGGGGCUUUAUGUUUUGUUUUGUGGCAUAGAAGGCCACAUCAAUAUCAAUCACCUCCUAAAUUCACUUGUCAAACUCUUUCAUUUUUUUGAGGGAAAAUAGCACAUCUCCAGAAAAGAAACCUUUCCAGCAAGAAACCAUAGUAUCUAAUACCCUCUGUCACUCGUGACUAACAGCAUUUUCUGACUUCUCUUUUUCUCUUGCUUAAAAAAAAAAAAAAAUCAAAAUAGAAAAAUAGGAAACUUCUAAAAAGAUCCAAAAUGAUUAUCAUGCUUUAUAAUAGUAUGUCUAUGUGUGAGCAGUAUAAUGAAUUUGACUUAUUCUAAAGAAGUCAUUUUUUUUUAUGUGUCUGUCUGCAGAAAGUGUGCUUGUGAUGCUGCCAGUAUUUGUAGCUCACCAGUUAGUCUUGUCUCUCAGGUUGCCAGAUCGGUUCUUCAUAAAUUCAUUUUCUCAUUCUACGCAUAAGUGUCUACAUGUAAGAAUACAGUUUUAUGAGUUUGUAGGGUAACUCCGCAUACCCAGCUUCAUAGCUAACCUUGAUCACCCUUUCCUCCUAACUCCUUGACUUGUUCGGGUUUCUCUUUCUCGCUUUAAAUUAUUAAUGGGAGUUUCUUCUUACUGUUAAAUAUUAUCUGGCUAAGGAUAUACACGUAGAUGAGUUUAGGAUACUUGUAAUCUCUCACUGCAUUUUGCACCUGGGUAUUUAAGUUUAUAGAGAUCAAAGUGACUUUACCCUUUUUAUAUCUCAGGUUAAUUUCUCUACCCUCCACCUUGCCACAACCCCAUUUUAAGAUACAAUAAUUUGACAAUUUAUGUCAAAUUAUAAACACAUCGCCCACAGUUAUAUAUUUGGCCUCCUUUUAUUUUUGAGCAUGCACGUUUUGAACAAGACUAACUUUAUGUAUUCGUAGCACCCUGGGUGAGGAAUUUUAUUGGUAUACUCAAGAGGGCUAGAAAGUGACUGCUGAUAAAGACAAAGCAAGUUAUGGAAAAAGAAAUGUCUUAUUGUUUCCCUGAGCUCCAUAAGCCCCGUGUCAUUGCUGAGGAGAGGGGGUCAGUGCCCUGACUGUGUGAACAUGUUCACAGGCCGCGUUCUCACCCGUUUCCGGAACUCCAUCACUCUUUGGAGCCAUCUUGAUGUUAUUCCAUACCUCACCUCUUACUUUUUCCUCUCCGUAAAUCAUACUCCUUUAAUCACUGACCUCUCAGCUAAAAAUUUCAUCCAGUAGGCAUUAUAGUAAAAGUAUAUAUUUCCUGUUAUAUUGACGAUAUUCAUGUUUCAAAUUUGACGGCACCCCUGAGAAGUACUCGCAAUAUAGGAGUGUGUCACAGCACAGCAGCUGAGAGCCAACAGGCCAGUCUCUUGUUACUCAAAGCGUGGUCUGAGGACCAGCAUCACUAGCAUCCUGAGAACUUCUUAGAAACACAGAAUUUCAGACCCCACCCUAGAAUUAUUGGAUCAGAAGAUGCACUUUUAACAAAAUCGCAGUGAUUCAUUUGCACAUUAAAGUUUGAAAAGCACUGAGCUAGACUCUAAGUUCAGCGAAAGCAUGGGCCAUGCCUGUCUUGAUCAUCAUUUUAUUCUCACCUGCUGACACAGUCACUACCUCUGAGCUGAUGCUUGGUAAAUAUCGGUUGAAUGAAUGACCCAACCUAGGGGAAAAUUCCUAUAAUGCUUUUUGUCAUAAAUAUCAUAUAUUUCUCAUAGAGGUUAAUUUAGUUGAGGAAGUGAUAGGAUAACGAGUUACCAGAAAAGGCUAAUCUGUAUGCAUUGGUGUUCACCUAUAAUUUUUUUCAUCUUACUUGUUAAAGAAAUGGUAAUCUAAUUAUACCAGAUGGAUACUGGAAAGAUGAGAAAUAAAGGAGGAGUUUUGGAGACAUGGGAAUAGAAAUCCUCUGUGCAUACUUUUUGAGUCCCCUAGUCAUUGCCUCUCUCUUUGUACAUACCUCUACACUUAAAUUAUCUCCUACAUAAGCCACCAACAGUGAAAAAAUAUGGUUUCUUCUUCUGCAAUAACUGUAGAAAAGCAUUUAGUUUAAUAGAGGUGGUCACGUCACCAUAAGAUAAUUCUCCCAGACUCCUUAGUGUAUUUGCUAAACGUACGCAUUAAUGGCAAUAAAGUAUAGUCUGAGUUA